This is a messenger RNA of Trichosurus vulpecula (common brushtail), 5094 nucleotides long. RefSeq names its product G protein-coupled receptor 75 (gene GPR75). Gene Ontology annotation, molecular function: C-C chemokine receptor activity. Gene Ontology annotation, cellular component: membrane. The coding region runs from base 441 to 2054 and encodes 537 amino acids. The transcript is spliced from 2 exons. The record is from RefSeq and is a predicted model, not a curated record. NCBI's taxonomy places the organism in Eukaryota, Metazoa, Chordata, Mammalia, Diprotodontia, Phalangeridae. Gene Ontology annotation, biological process: G protein-coupled receptor signaling pathway.
GGGCAGCCAGCCCGGGGGCUGCGCCGUGAGCCCGGGAGCGGGAGAGCUGGGGGGAGGCGGCUGUGAAGAGCUGGGAGUGGGGCCGAGAGGGAGACAGGUCGAAGCGGGGGGAGGGGGGGGGGACGGGGGUGGGGGAUGCGGCGCUCCCUCCUCCCCGUGCUCUUUCCCGGAGUCUCUCCGCCCCCAGCCUCUUCCUUCGCGGAGGUGGCCGCGAUGGCGCGGGUGCCGCGUGCCCGCAUCUUCUGGCUGCUGCGGCAGCAGCUGCAUCGGGCCCAGCAUCCCAGCUCUCGGGCCUGGGAUGGAGAAGGAGGAGUCGCGGGCAGACUCAUCUACCUUGGACCUGUUGUGACAUUUACCAGCUUAUUUCUGAGUUGAGGCUCUGACUCCUUUCCCUUUCAUACUUAUUUGGUGCAGAGGAAAGAGACAUUUUCUUUCUGAAGAUGAAUUUGACAGACCACCUUCAGAUAGCUCCCAACACCACCUUGCCAGUCUCCCCAAAAGGCAAUAGCACCUAUUUCCAGGAGGAUCUUCAGGAGAUCAUUCACACAGCCACCUUGGUGACUUGUACCUUCCUGCUCGUUAUCAUCUUCUUCAUGGGUUCCUAUGGUAACAUUAUUGUUUUCAUGUCCUUCUUUGACCCAGCCUUCAGGAAGUUCAGGACCAACUUUGAUUUCAUGAUCCUGAACUUGUCCUUCUGUGACCUCUUCAUUUGUGGAGUGACAACCCCCAUGUUCACUUUUGUGCUAUUCUUUAGCUCAACGGCCAGCAUCCCUGAUGCUUUUUGCUUCACCUUUCACCUCACCAGUUCUGGCUUCAUCAUCAUGUCCCUCAAAACAGUGGCAGUGAUUGCCCUCCACCGGCUUCGAAUGGUGCUGGGGAAACAACCUAAUCGAACUGCCUCCUUCCCGUGUACGUUGAUCCUUACCUUACUUCUUUGGGCUACUAGCUUCACACUGGCCGCCCUGGCUACAUUGAAAACUAGCAAGUCACACCUCUGUCUCCCCAUGUCCAGUUUGAUUACCAGAGAAGGCAAAACCAUCCUUUCUCUUUAUGUGGUUGAUUUCACCUUUUGUGUGGUAGUGGUCUCUGUCUCCUACAUCAUGAUCGCUCAGGCCCUGAGGAAAAAUGCUCAGGUGAGAAAAUGCCCUCCGGUCAUCACAGUUGACGCUUCCAGACCUCAUCCUUUCAUGGGAGGGGGCCAGACAGGAGGCGUAGAUAGCAUCCAGGGUGCUGGACCAGCUUUAUAUAGGAACCAGAACUACAACAAACUGCAACAUGUACAGACCCAUGGAUAUACCCAGUGUUCCAAUCAGCUACCAACUCCUGCUGCCAGUCGGCUCCAGCUGGUCUCUGCUGUCAAUCUGUCUGCUGCAAAGGAUUCUAGAGCAGUGGUCACGUGUGUAGUCAUUGUGCUAUCUGUGUUGCUUUGCUGCCUUCCCCUGGGUAUUUCCCUGGUACAGGUAGUUCUGUCAAGCAGUGGGAGCUUUAUCUUUUACCAGUUUGAACUGUUCGGAUUUACCCUCAUAUUUUUCAAAUCAGGAUUAAACCCUUUUAUAUAUUCUCGGAACAGUGCGGGCCUGAGGAGAAAAGUCCUCUGGUGCUUCCAGUAUAUAGCCUUGGGCUUCUGUUGCUGCAAGCAGAAGACCAGGCUUCGAGCUAUCGGCAAAGGGAGCCUGGAAGUCAAUAGGAACAAGUCCUCCCAUCAUGAAACCAACUCAGCCUACAUGUUGUCUCCAAAACCUCAGAAGAAAUUUGUGGACCAAGCUUGUGGUCCCAGUCACUCAAAAGAAAGUGUUCUGAGCCCCAAAGUCUCAGCUGGACAUCAGCACUGUGGUCAGAGCAGUUCAACCCCCAUCAAUACUCGAAUUGAACCUUAUUACAGCAUUUACAACAGUAGCCCAUCCCAAGAGGUGAGCACCCCAAAUAGUGUACAGCCAAUGAACGUUUUUGGAUUUGCUAAAUUGAACAUUGCUAAGCAUUAUCACACCACUAAUGAUUUAAUGCAAGACUGUGACAGCAUUUCUGCCAAGCAAAUUCCAAUUCCCUCAGUUUGACACAGUAGAGACUAUAGAAUCUUGUAUAAACUUCCUUUGAGUUUGAAGCCCAUUUUAUUGGUUUUAAGCGUGUGUGUUUGUGUGUAUGUGUGUCUAAGUAUGUGUGUGUAAGCAAUCAAUGGUAGUUCUAAACUACAAUUAAAAAUGCAAAUAAAUAAUUGCCAGUUGAUUUUUUUUUUUGCCUAUGAAUGCUCAGUUACUUGCCCUUGAAUGAAAAUUAGUAUUUAGUGAUUGCUUUGCAUUUUUCUGGAAAUUGUAAGGAUUGACAUUAAAAUAUAUUGUUUAGAUUUACAGCCUGAUCUGUAUAAUAAUAGUUUUGUUAAUUAUGUCUAUACCGAAACUUCGAAUAGAUACCAGAAGUUAUUGUUAGUUACAUCAAAAUAGUAAAUCAACAAUGUAAUGGUUGUUUGAAUUAUGAAUUUGUUGUAUUCUUAAGGAAUGUAAGAUAACAGACUUGUUAAAGGGAAUUUUUGAGGAGGCAGUAUUUUUAAUGAAGGAAUGAUGACAUUUGCAUUUUUCAGUGUUUGAAAUAGUUUUAAAAAGAGUAUUUCUCUAUAGUUUAACUGAAUGUUUGACUAUGGCAGAAUGUAAAAAAUACUUUGCACAUAUCUUAGAGUAUUUCUCCUGAAGUUAGGGCCAUCCCUUGAGUCACUUCUUAAAGAGCCCUAUUCACUGAAUGGGCUUUGCCUCACUCAGAGUGAGAACUUGAAAAGACCUUAGCUUAAAAUGGCCAAGAUUUCUCACAGAAUCCUGGGCUGUCUCCAGCCAUCCUGAUCAAUAUCUGGCCACUGGACCCAGAUGGUUCUGGAGGGAGAACGUGAGGCUGGUGACCUUGCACAGACCUCCCUCCCUCAAAUCAAAGUCAAUUGCAAGUCAUGUUAUCAUCUCCCUGACGUCGUGGUCCUCUUCGAGAGCGAAGGACAAAUCAUAACACACAACACACAUAACCACAAUUUCCAGAAACAUUAGGCCCUUUUGUCUAAUAAGACAGUAGGCUAAGUAUGCAACAUCUUAGUCAUUCCCUUUCUUUAUUUUAGUCAUUCCCUUUCUUUAUUGUAGGCAGUAUCAUAAUGGGUCAAUUAAAUGGUUAUAGAAAGAGAAGGAGAUAUUUGGGGGUUUAUUAAAAGUUAAAUGCUUCAGUAAUGAGUGGUCUUACUCAGGAGUUUAGGGAACGUGGCUACACCUUACAAAGUAUUCUUUAUGAAUAAGGAACCAUGAGCCUCUGUAAUUGUGAUUGUUUUGGUUAGAUCUUAUAUGGGAAGCAAUAAUAACUCUCCUGUGAAAAGAAAUUGGGAUGAGAAUGAGAAUUUUACUAAUAACCUGUCAAAUCGAGUAGCCACAUAAUAACAAUAUUGUAAUUUUUUUUUGUUUUUGCUUUAUUUACUAAGUGAAUUCUUAGUAGUGAAUUAUUAAGAUUAUCUUCAAUGUCAUUUCAAAGUAUCUUCUCUUCAAUUACCUAUGGUUGCAAAUGUGCAGAGGUUAAAAAUAUAUUAAAUAUUUCUUUGCCUCUGACUAAUUUUAUUGUACACUGUGAUCUUAGCAUAACCAGUGUGAGAUUGUUGAUUCUGUGAGAUUUUUUUUAUUUUUCUACUCAUCUUUAUGGGUUUAGGAGAAAUUACAACAUGACAACAAUCAGCAGAGUUUUCAAGUAAAAAAUGUAAGAUUGAGCAUUUUACAGUUUAGACUUAUUUUAAUUCAUUCUGAUCAUGUAUAUAAUUACUAGAUGCAAUUAUAACUUUUGAAGACAAAAAGCAUUGCUUAAAAAUUUGUGCAUUCAAAAACAGUUUUCAAUUGCUUUCUAUCCCCAUAUAUACUUCCAAUUUCAUUUAUGAUUGAUUAUUAGUUUGAAUUUCUUUCUUUUCUUUUUUUGGCUUUGAUCUUUGGACAGUAUAGUGUAGUGGAAAUAUUCCUAGACACAAUGUCGAGAGACAUGGGAUCAAUUUCUGCCUUCAACAUUUACUAGUUGUUUGACCAUAGGCAAGUCACUUAACCUCUCUGAGCCUCAGUUUCCUCAUCUGUAAAAUGGGUAUAAUAAAAACUAUAGCACCUACCUCACAGAGUGGUUGUGAGGAUUAUAAUGACAUAAUGUAAUGACGUAAAGCACCUUGCACUUAAAGCACUGUAUAAAUGUCUGCUUUUCUCCCCUUCAUUUUUAAAGCCUUUGUACUUUUGUUUGGGGCACAGUAUUUUUAUUAACAGCUACCUUUACCUCAUUUUUAGUCCUGAAUACUAUUGUGAAAACUUAAUCGUUCAUGUUGGUUCUGUCUUUAGGUUUUAACAAUUAAUUAAUUAAUUGCCAUUUUAAUUGGCUACUAUUUUUCACAAAAAUCCUGAGAGAUAGGUUGGCAUGUUAUCUCUCUUUAACAAAUAUAAAUCUGAAAAACAGAUAAAUAAUUGUUUGGUGAAGCUCAAUUUUGUCUUCUUUCUCUAAGCUUCAAGUCUGUCAUAUAUCCCCAAAUAAGCUGCAAAAUUCUUUUACCUAUAUUAAAUUAUAUUCCUGUGCUUUUUUGGUUCAAAUAUUUAACAUAUGAUUUCAGAAAAGAAUUAUUACAAAAAUUGUUUGAAGCAUUUCUAACUUAAAAAGAUUAGGUUUUAUUUUUGUGCUUGUGGUUUGGAAGAAUUUUCCAUCAUAGUUUUCAUCUUUUUGGAAAGAAAGGUUACAACAUGAAAAAACUUAGCAUGCACAUAUGAUAUACUGAGUCUUUUUGUACUCAUCUAUAAAUUAUGUAUUUGCUUUGGUUUGCAUGAACUACACUAUGGGCCAGACUUUCAGUCUCUUUUGUAUUCCUUGUAUCUUCUUUAAGGGCUAAAAUGGGCAUGAAGGGGAAAGAAAAAGUAGCUGAAUAUGAAUAAAAAACAGGGAUUAAUUAAUUAAUUAUAACAAGUUACAUAGAUGUAUUACUGUGAUGCAGUGAUGUAUUUUCAAAUAUUUUGUAAUAUUUGUUCUCAACUAUAAACCCAGAUUUGUAUUUCUAUACUAAUACUUUAAGAGUUCUUUUAAAAUGUUUGGAGAAUCAUAUUAAAAAUUACAAAAUUUCUG